This is a messenger RNA of Linum trigynum, 5014 nucleotides long. Lineage: Eukaryota; Viridiplantae; Streptophyta; Magnoliopsida; Malpighiales; Linaceae. The record is from the annotation of a GenBank genome assembly.
ACCUAUAUUUUUAUUUUUAUACCGGCCGGCAAGUUUCCCCGACUAUUUGGUUCUCCUCGGCCCAUUUCGGUCUCGCGCGCCGCCCAUGUUUCUGGAAUGGCGUCUCAUUAAUUUGUAUAGUGAUCUACUACAAAUUGUGACCGCCCAAAAUAGGUUGACCCAUUAUUAUUAACUUGGUCGAUUCUAGUUAGUAUUUUAGUACAUGAAGUCAUCACGCAAUUAAUUUAGGCUAACUCUUGGGAUGUUUUCAUCAUGCAUUAUCAUUAGGCUAACUCUUGAUGUGGUGGAUGUUCUCAACCCGCAUUAUCAUUAGGCUAACUCUUGAGAUUGUCUUUAUUUCACACUUUAAAGUCAAUUUCAUAUAAUUUUCAGUGAAAUUUAUCUUUUUUCCAUACGAUUUUAACAUUUUUAAUACUUUUUAAUUUUAUUUCAUCCUUUUCAAAAUCAAUUUCAUGUCAUUUUAAAGUGAAAUUUUACCAUAUGUUAACCUUUCCUACCAGCAUAACAUAUCCUAAGUUUCAGUUACAACACCCAUAAAUGAUAUGUUCCGUGAUAAAAUACAUCGAACAAGAUAUAUCAUGAUGAUUAUGUUGGACACAAUUUUAUAUGGUCUUGGAUAAAAAAAUUAUGUACCAUUCGAAACUAAUAUUCCUUUUACAUAUGAUUUUUUUACUAUUAGUUUGUCGCAAAAAAAAAAAUUAUUGGCCCCUCCUACCGAAAAUCCUGGCUCCGUCCCUGCGAGAAACAUUAGCACAAAUAGUAGCUCAACUGCCAGCAACCUCGAAACCCAUUCAAUCAACAAAGUCACCAUGACAACAAUGAGUGGUCGGUAAUAUAAAUCUUAAAUGCUCAGACGUUUCACUUCAUCGUACGUAUUAGUUUUUUCUUCAAAAUUUAGUCUUUUUUGCCCCUUUAAUAUCAUGCUCAUUAAUGAAAAAGAACUCAUCCUGUAUACACAUGUGAACAUUAGUUAGGUGUAUGUUGUUUUAUAUUUCACGUCGCGAACCUCUUUGUUUUAGAAUUUAUGGUGCUAGUUUUAUUUUAUGCUGUAUGCAUGUAUUUUAGUUCCCCUCCCUACAAAAGAUAGAAUUAACUUAAUAAUUCGAAAUCUAAAAUCUCUCGAAUUAUAACAUAAUUUUCUCUCUACAUAUUACGUCUCUUCCAUAAAAACAUUUCGAUAUGUAUGAGGACUGAUUGUGUGAUGGAGAAGAAGAUCAAGAAAUGGCGUCUGAUUAGUGUGUAAGAUUUGUCUAUGGGCCUAGCCCACUACCAGUCAUAAACGACACGAGUGAGAAAUUUCUUCAAGAGUCAUCAUAUUGAUUGAUUGACAGUCCUGAAAUGAGCAGAUUCGCCACGAGUUAGCCAUUUCUUCUCGUGCUGAAUAGUCGCUCGAGACUCGAGAGUGACGGCAACUCAAGUUUCGGGUGCCCAAGUUUCUCCUUUGCCCGAGUUUCCAACGGCACCCACGAACGAUUCCGAUGAAAUAAAAACGAUUUACGGAACGGAAGAGAUCAAGGAUAAGAAUCAUGUGGCUGCCAGCUGCAUUCCAGCUUCCCCAUCCUCCUGCUGGUUGACUUUACCGUCGACUUGGUUUUGUUUUUGUUACACACAAGUCAUUUUAUUUUAUUAUGUAUGGGUAUUUCAGUUCACUUAUCCUCUGGCUCUCCCUCUUCAGUACUCAGUUGCGGAAGCAACUCCCAAAUCCCCAUUUUUGUAAUGGCUGCCGCCGGAGGAAGCAGUUUUCUAUCAGCGCGAAAAAGGGAAACGUUUCGCGUUCUCAACCCCACCAUUCUUCUUCUGCUGCUGAUGCUGCUGUGUUCCCAUUCUCUGGCUGCUACUAACAGUAGUAACGUUCCCAGCCAAGGUGGGCCAGCCCUCAAUACCUCUUCAACCGCUCCUACUCCAUCUGCUGCCGGGAGCCGGAAUAAAUGGAUAUGGAUCACGGCUGCUGCAGCGGUGGUUCUGCUGAUAGCCGCAUAUUUCAUUUGUCAGUACCGGAGGAGAAAGCUCAGAGAGAAGAUGUUAGCCGAGUUUAUGCCAUCGGACACACCAAUUGAGAUGAACGAUAUAGAAAACGAGGGCAAUUGGGGCCAUGACCAUUUGACAGUUCAUAGUAUGGCAUCGAUUGUCACUGCAACGAAUAACUUCUCUUUGCGGAAUAAACUUGGGCAAGGAGGUUUUGGACCUGUAUACAAGGGAAAGUUGUCCGAAGGACUAGAAGUAGCUGUGAAGAGGUUAUCAAAGACAUCAGGCCAAGGAAUAAUCGAGUUCAGAAAUGAGCUCAUAUUGAUAGCUAAUUUACAACAUAGAAACCUGGUUAGACUUCUGGGUUGUUGCAUCCAUGGAGAAGAGAAGAUGUUGGUGUACGAAUAUAUGCCCAACAAAAGUUUGGAUUCUUUUAUCUUUGAUGAAUCGAAGAAGUUGUUUUUAGAUUGGAAUAAGCGUUUCAAUAUUAUUGAAGGAAUAGCUCAAGGAUUGUUGUACCUUCACAAGUACUCUAGGGUAAGGAUCGUGCAUAGGGAUCUAAAAGUUGGCAACAUAUUAUUGGAUGAGAAUUUGAGCCCUAAGAUCUCGGACUUUGGAAUGGCACGCAUCUUCAGCUCAAAUGAAUCGGAAGCUAGCACGAACAAGCUUGUCGGAACAUAUGGUUAUAUGUCUCCAGAGUAUGCUAUGAAUGGCACAUUCUCCACCAAAUCAGACGUAUUCAGUUUCGGAGUCAUGGUUCUAGAAAUAGUGAGCGGCAUGAAGAAUUAUGGAAUCAUUCAGCUCGACCCCCCUAUCAACCUUGUUGGAUAUGCAUCGAAGCUAUGGCAAGAAGGCGCCACAUUACAAUUGAUGGAUCCAACAUUGAGUAAAUAUGAUUCUAAUAAGGACCAGAUAAUAAGGUGCAUCAAUAUCGGGCUAUUAUGCAUAGAAUAUAAUGCUCAUGAUAGACCAACGAUGUCUGAUGUAAUAACAAUGCUAACAAGUGAAGGCACACAAUUACCCACACCAAAACAACCAGCGGUCACGGUAACUAGGCCGAGAAGCAUUAGCACAAAGAGUAGCUCAAGCACCAGCGACUCCGAAAUCUGUUCAAUCAACAGAGUCACCAUGACAGCAAUAAGUGGUCGGUAAUAUGAAUGUUAAUAUAUGUUCUUUACUGUCAUAAAAAUGCUCCAACGUUCCACUUCAUGUGUAAAAUCUUAAACAUUUUGUUGUGUCCGCCCUAAGAUGGAUUUUGCAUACAUAUAUAAUCCAUAUAAAUUUGUGAGUGUCAGGAGCCAUUUGCUUCAUGUAAUUGAAAACCAAAUCUCGGUCAUUUUGAAUUUAUCACAUUUAUUGUUUAUUUAGGAAGAAAAAAAGAGAGGGUGCCAAAUUCAUGGGCUAUCAUAUUUGACAAAUCCACCUUCUAGAAUGGAAUUUAUUAUGUCUUCGGUUAUGGUGUCAAAUAUAGCACCUGUUGAUUAUUUCCAUAAUUAAUUACAACCGAUUUGAGUGAUGAGAACAUACCGUUGGAAAAAGGUAAUAAAAUGGAGAUGGAUAAUAUUAGAGGAUGAGCAUUUUUCAGGACAAAUAAAAUCCCUUUAAAAAACCCUCCUUCUUUGGUCUUCUUUCCUCCUAUAUUUAAAUGUUCGCAUAACUUUCAAAUUUCAAAUAUUUAUGCACAGAAAAAUCAAAUUUAUUAUUAUCUACAAGAUAACAUACACUUUGUUAUACUUUUUAACAAGAUAUGCGUUGGUAUUGUAUACCUAAUAUUUUUGUACACUCAUUCAACAAAAAUGUAUAUGUUUGUACACUCAAAUCUCCUUGUACCAAAUUCCAUUUGCAAAAAGAAAUUCUACAGAAUUUUGGCAUCCAUUGUACAAAACACGUACAUAUUUUGCACAAUGGGCUGCUAAUGAACCAAACUGUUUUGGAGAGGCUUGGUGUGGGACUCGAGAAAAAUUCAAUCUAUUUGGAAAAAGGUCGACUUGUUUAUUAAAGAGUCGAGCUAGUGCUAAGCCUUGUUUAGCUCAUGAGCCGGAUUGUUUCAACUCGUGAACUGACUCAUUUUUUGAGCUCAUGAGAUGUCUCAACAUUGUGACUAGCAAGUCAACUCGACUAUCGUUAUUUCAUUCAUAAGUUAUCUUGGAAUCGAGGUUGAACCGAACUCCUGAUUUUAAUGAUGAACUAAUGUUUUAAUAAAUGAGUUGACUCGACUUAACUCAUUAAUAAACGAGCCAAGCUCAAACUUAGCUUGUUUAUUAACUAAAGAAGCCUUAACAAAGUCAACUCGAUACUACUUAUUAACAGACCUAGUUGCACAUAGUUUUUUCUUUACACUCAAAUCCACUUGUGCAAAAUGUUCGUUGUGCAUAAUUCUUUUACGUUAUAUCGUAUGAAUGAUUCUAUCAAGUAUCAACUAUUAACGAAUAAUUUUAUAACAAAUAAUCGUUGAACGAUAAAGUCUUUAACUUUUUCAGUUCAUUAUUUGGUAAAACAUAUAUCUCAAGAACUGAUAUGCAAACUUUUAAACUCUUUUUUAAUUUCUCAAGUAUCAUUGCAUGAAUGAGACUCGUACCUCGGAUCUAGAAACAUGGGCCGCCCAACCAAGUUUGGCCCGAGAGAAACUACGGGUAAUCAGAGACGGGUAAUUAGCAUAAAUGGUUACAAAUUUUUGCACUUAGUACAAAACAGUCACAAACCUUUAAAUUGUAACCAUUUGAUAACAAAACUUUUUUACUUAGAACAAAACGGUCACAAAUUAAACAGUGUGACCAUUUCAUACCAGUUCAAACUUUUGUUACCGUUUCGUUGCAAAUUAGACUUUUGGUGACCAUUUUGUACAAAUUAAGUUCAAAAGUUUUGUUAAUGUAUGUUAAUGAUAUUAUGUUGUUUAGGAUGACAAUGAGAGAAUUCAAUGGCUCACAAACGGGUUCCAGACUGCUUUUUAGUUGAAAAAACUAUGUCUACUUUCUUACUUUAUUGGUAUCGAAAUUGAAAGGUCAACUGAGGGCAUUCUUAUUCGGCAAAACAAAUAUGUCGAUGAACA